AUGGCCGAUGCUCUUACCACAGAAGCCUUUGCGGAAUACGGCGUUGGCUGUGCCUUCCUGAUUCUGCGCAUGGUCGCCCGUAUCAUCGUCGUUGGGUGGAGGAAUCCCGCCUGGGAUGACUUGUUUUGCGUUUUGGCCAUCAUAUUCUAUACGCUUGUCACCGCCAACAUCUAUCUUCUCGGCGUUUAUGGCAACAACAUAGGCCUCAACGCGGAGACCGCUCUCGAAGUUCCGGUCGAAAUGGAGGCCGAUAUGAUCUUCGGAUCGAAGCUCGCGUUCAUGAACUGGAUCUGGUACAUCAGCUACAUCUGGUCGCUGAAAGCCAUGCUGCUGUUCCUAUACGCCCGCAUCAGCACCGGACUCAAGCAGCAUCAACGAAUUGUCCAAGCCGUGGGUAUACUCACGGUGAUGACUUAUCUGGCUUGUCUCCUAACGCACAUCUGCAUCUGUGUGCCUGUCCAUCGCGUCUGGCAGAUCAAGCCCUACCCGGGCGACUAUUGCACCAUCAGACAGCCAAACUACUAUGUGAUUGGAAUUCUCAAUGUCUUAACUGACAUCUGCGUCCUUCUCAUCCCCUUUCCCAUCCUCUUCAAGCUCCAGGUUCCUCUCCACCGCAAGAUCGCUCUGGGUUUCCUCUUCUCCUCCGGUUUCUUCGUUAUGAUUGCCACCAUUCUGCGCGCAUACUACUCGCUUGGAGCUAUCGAAAAAUUGCCCAUCGCUCUUGGCUGGGCGACCCGCGAAACGUUCGUCGCGGCCGUCGCAGUGUCCUUGCCCGGUAUUCGCCCCUUGUUCAGCAAGUCUCGCUGGGCGGGAUCAAGCGCCAACCGAUCAAAAAAGACCGGUCCUGGAUCGUAUCCUAUGCAGAGCGGCAUGCAGCGGUCGCGCAACAGGACGGGUGACUUUGGCAGCUCCAACACCUACGUCGAAGACAGCAAAGGUUUCGGUAUGUCUUCCCGGAAUUGGAGAAAAUCGACAAAGCUGUCGUCGAGCAACGGAAGCGAAGAGCAUAUCAUCAGCACCAAGAAUGAAGACGGGCCGACAGAGCAUAAUGGCAUUACGGUCACACGGGAGUACACGGUCGCACACGAGGAGGCAGCUGUACGGGAUCCCACAGCAUUGCCUCGCGCUCGCUGA
Molecule: messenger RNA, 1134 nt
Organism: Cyphellophora europaea CBS 101466
Lineage: Eukaryota; Fungi; Ascomycota; Eurotiomycetes; Chaetothyriales; Cyphellophoraceae
Exons: 3
Coding region: 1-1134 (377 amino acids)
Source: RefSeq, a predicted model, not a curated record